GCUUCUCCGGUUCAAGCGUGAAAACGGUGGAGAGAGCCAUGGCGAUUGGUUGCUUUCAAAUUGCACCAACUCUCAGACCCGAGGAUCUGCUGGUGGACGUGGACGCCAAGCGCUUGACGAGGACCAGCGCCGCCACAACACCAGAUGCGAAGGCGAAGGAGGUGCACUUCGAUGAACCACAGCUGCGGCGUAGCGCCAGGGAGGCCCGACAGGACCGGCGUCACGCAAAGCUCAGGAACUUUCUCCACAAGUAUGGUUUCAGCGAUGUCAACCGUCCAGUGAUGCUUCUAGGUGGCAAGGACGAGCCCCAUGAUGAAGUCUUCCCAGUUCAUGUUGCUGCGCAUCUUGGAGAACUGGUCAUGCUUCGUUAUUUGGUGGCUGCGGGGGCGGAUUUGCAGCGAAAAAGCGGGCGCGGCUUUUCCGCACAAGACUUUGCCGAGAGCAACCUCUCUGGCCUCAGGCACCAGAUGG
Molecule: messenger RNA, 471 nt
Organism: Cladocopium goreaui
Lineage: Eukaryota; Dinophyceae; Suessiales; Symbiodiniaceae
Source: the annotation of a GenBank genome assembly